AUGUCGUUUGUUGCUCCUCCUGGCUAUCAGCCAAUCUACGGCCCUAGAAUUCCGUAUCUGGGGCCAAUUUAUGGAGGCCUGAGGGAAGGGGUGUCCAUUUACAUCCAGGGGUCCAUUCCUGAGAACAUUACCAGGUUCUUAGUCAACCUGCUCUGCGGCGAGUCUGAGUCCAGCGACAUCGCCCUCCACUUUAACCCUCGAUUUGACGGCCGGGACAAGGUGGUCUUUAACUCUUGUCAGGGGGGAUCCUGGGGUUCUGAGAACAAGAUCCGGGAUAUGCCCUUCAGGAAAGGCCAGGCCUUUGAAAUGGUCAUCAUGGUCAAUUCACAGGGCUACCAGAUUAAAGUCAAUGGGAAUGACUUCUACACCUUCGAACAUCGUCUCCCUUUGAACAGGGUUUGCGCAUUGCAGAUUGCAGGAGAUGUUUGCAUCCAGACAAUUAACAUCAUAGGGGUGAGACUUCCUGUCCCCGAAGCUUUCAGCUUUAUGCUUUCGGCUUUCGGCUUUGUUGGGGGUGGAAUGGGAGGAGGAAUGGGAGGAGGAAUGGGAGGUGGAAUGGGAGGAGGAAUGGGAGGAGGAAUGGGAGUAAGUAUACAGGGAGGAUAUCCAGGAGGCGGCAUGGGGGGAGGAUACCCAGGUGGCAUGGGAGGAGGAAUGGGAGGAGGAAUGGAAGGAGGCUAUCCAGGAGGUGGCAUGGGGGGCGGAUAUCCAGGAGGAAUGGGAGGUGGAAUGGAGGGAGGAUCAAGCCUGCCGGGCAUGGGCGGGCAGCCGGUCUACAAUCCUCCUGUACCCUACUCCAACAUGAUCCCAGGAGGGAUGUACCCUAAGCGGACCAUCAUCAUCAGAGGCAUGGUGCCCUAUGGAGCAGAAAAAAUUGCCAUCAACUUUAAGGUGAGCAGAUCUCGGGACAUUGCCUUCCACAUGAACCCCAGGGUGAGGGAGGGCAUCGUGGUGAGGAACAGCAUGAUUGGAGGUAACUGGGGCCAGGAGGACAGAGAGGCCAGCUUGAACCCCUUCAUGGAGGGACAGUACUUUGAUAUGUCGAUUCGCUGCGGGAACCAGAGGUUCAAGGUGUUUGUGAAUGGGCAGCACUUGUUUGACUUUGUCCACCGCCUGCAGUCCUUUAAUGAGGUUGACAUGCUGGAGAUAGAAGGCGACGUGCAGAUCUCCUACAUCCACUUCUGAGACCACACACACCUUUUAGACACUAUAAAUUCUGUACAUUAUUCAUUUAUUUCAUGGGUUUUUCAGUGUUUAGAUGAUAUUUCAGAGGAUAUGUCAGCCACUGUGUUAUCUCAGGUUCUUAAUCUUCCUGCUGUGUGAUCAUAAAUCUUAAUUCGACGAAACGUUACCUCAUCGCCGGCUGUAUUGAUAAUAAACUUGUCACUUACACAC
Messenger RNA from Perca flavescens (yellow perch), 1395 nucleotides. RefSeq names its product galectin-4. The record is from RefSeq and is a predicted model, not a curated record. The transcript is spliced from 14 exons. Gene Ontology annotation, molecular function: carbohydrate binding. Lineage: Eukaryota; Metazoa; Chordata; Actinopteri; Perciformes; Percidae. Bases 1 to 1185 code for a protein of 394 amino acids.